ACAAACAAGACGAAGUUCAAGUCAAGCCAAAGCCAUACUUUGAAAGUUUUCCCCAACUAAGAGUCUCACCAUUGUCAUCUUCACCUUUGAAGUGUUCGCUUGUGCUUUGUUUUGUCGUGCUUCAACUCUGCGUCUAGUGACCGCACCUAAAAAAUUAAUUUAUAAAAAAUCAUCAGAAAACGUGUAAAAAUGAUCAAUAAAUGAUUAAUUAUCGAUAAAAUGAAUGUUUUUCUUCAUUUUUAAUACAAAAUUUUGCCAUUUUAAGCUCGAAAAAGGCUAUAAAAUUCACGAUUUGGAAAAAUAUCUUUAAGAUACACACCUUUGUAUCUGAGUGUGUAUAUAUGCAAAUGCUUAUGUGCUAGCUUUGUUCUCUUAAAGCAGUUUCUCCAGUUUUUUUUUGUUGAAAAUCGAUCGAAAAAAAAGAAAACAAAAUCCGUUUUCUUGAUGUAAUUAGUGUCUCGAUUAAUUAACUGCCAGUUUUUAAGUUCAUCCAUCCUCUACCUGCAACUUGAUGCUCGAGUGAUUUUUUUUUACUCAACAGUUGGUUAGAUAGAGAUACGAUCGCAUAAAGAUACGUUCGAGUGCAUAAAACGAAACUUCACGCGUGCGGGACAGUACUACCUAUACCUUUUAACUUAAGUUCCACAAACUUUGAAAAGAAAGCUUAGUACCUACUGAAAAAAACAACAAAAUAAUUGUGUGGCAAUACAUUCUACACACGUGUACCUACCUUGCACCCAUACCACAACAAACAUUCAUAUCUACCUGCAUUAAAAAAAAAGUAUCUAAACUAACUAUCUAUUGGCAUUCAAAGACCAAAUCGAGGGAGUUCAAUGCACAGAGAGUCUAUCAUCAUUUGUAGCUUUUCAUUCACGUAACAGUGCUUCGGUUUGCUCAUAGUUUUUCGUGACUACGCGCCGAGCCGCGCUACACACUCUUUGGCGGGCUCACAUAGAUACUCGUUGAGAGUGUGACUUGUGUGCUUGAGUAUUGGUAUUGGUAAUUUGGUUUUUCCGACUUUUUACAGUUAUACUUUGUUUAGUUCUUCGUAACGGUUCUUUGAGUGUAGAUGCAUUCUUAAUCUAGCUAAACUUGUUUUUCCUUCUUGUCUUGUUGUGGUUGUUUUGGUUCAAUCUUUCGUCUUGGCUCAUAUAAUCGUGACGGUUCCAGGUGAGAAGUCACCUCCCCGCCUAAAAAUAUUCAAAAAAAAGGUUAAUGUGUGUUUAAGGUUUCUCGCUUAGUCCUUUCGAAAAAAGAGAGAACCUAAAUGUUUAAUUGCCGCGGCAAAUUGCCAAACAAGUGCCUUGCCUAGUGAAUAAUGUCAUAAACGGAAGUCAAUGAUUCCCCAUCGAUAAAACAAGUGAACUAUGACAGACCUGAGAGGAAUGAGUAAUCGGAGGAGGAGUGAUGAUGGGCGCUCCGAUUUAAUUGUGAUAUUUUGUGUAAUUUUACUAUGCUUAAGUGAGUCCCCGACAGUGGCUCAAAAAGGUGGAAGUGAUAGUGGAUUUAGUGAGAAUGAGAUUGAUAUUGACGGGGAUAUGCCCCAAGAUACCCUUCGUCGACCUGUAACUCAGUUGCGUGGGGGUGAAAUUCUUGGUGAACGUAUUUUGAGAGCUGUGGAGAGUCCUUUUGUUGUGACGGAGGACAUUGAGGUGCCAAAAGGAUCUAAAUUAAUUAUUGAACCAGGAGUAACGAUAGAAUUUGCACCAUCAACUGGAUUAACUGUGCAAGGCGUCAUGCAAGCCGUUGGAACAUCAACUAGAAGAAUUACUUUGACAUCCCGUGAUAGCUCUAACAGGGUAUUCCCAGACCCCGAAGAACUUGGAGCACGAUUAGUCGAUGGACCGACACCAUUAGAAGGAAGAUUGCAAAUUUUUCACAAGGGACAGUGGCGUUCCGUUUGCACAAACUCUCGAAAUUGGACAGAAAUGGAUUACGAAACAAUGUGUCGUCAAAUGGGCUUCCGAGGGGGAAGGUUUUGGAACUGGAUAGAACGUUCGGCUAAAAAAGCACCUCGUUUACUUUAUGAGGAGCCAAACUGUUUAGGAACUGAGUCAUCCCUCUUCGAUUGUUCUUGGUUAACCAGGCAACUUGGCUCAGGAGUAUGUGAUUAUCACAGUGACAUAGGCGUUCAGUGUAUUCCAGUGCAUAAAAAUGUCAUUGGUCAUUGGAGAGGAGUGCGUUUCGAAAACGCUCCCGCUGCCAAAUCAUUAGGACUUGACAACACAGUUUACUCAGCAAUAUCACAGUCCAGUUUGAAGUAUGUAGACAUUUUAAAAGCUGGCUAUGGACGGGAAGGUGAUGCCAAAUCAGCUCUUGAGGUGCUAGGGUUGCCUCCAGAGAUGGAGCACAUUGUCAUAAAUCAUUCAGCUUACACAGGCAUAAAUACUACUCUCCCCGAUGGAGGUUUUGCAAUGAAAAACGUCACCGUAAGAAACAGUAAUGGUAUUGGGGUUUUUGUCAACUCUAGUUAUGGUUCUGUCAAAAUGGAUGGAUGUGUGAUAGUUGACAAUGCAGCCGAUGGCAUCAAAUACGUUGGCCAUGAUCUCCGUCCUGAUCUGCGAACUGAUCGUGCAACAAUUCACGAUUUUUGUACUUUACCAACAACAUCGGGUCAAACUUUUCCAAUAAGUCUAUCAAUGCAUCAGAAAUUCUAUGUUGGAGCUGCCAAAGAAUGCGGAAAGUACUUCUUCACCCAUCCAGGAUAUGUUUUGACAGUUCAUUUUGAUUACUUCACUGUCGCACGUAAUGAAUCCGCAACUAUUACAAUAUUUGAUGGUUCGUCACCUGGUGAUCGAGUUCUAACUUCAUGGAACUUGCGGAAUUUUACCCGCCAUCAAGCUGUCACUAGCACCAAAGACAAGUUAUACAUACAAUUUCGAGCUGAAAUGCGAACGGAAGUCCUGGGAUUUAUACGUCUUACGACUGGGUUUACACGAACCUAUGACUUGAAGGUGGUUGACUCUGUGGUGGAAGACAAUUCUGGGCGUGGAAUUGCUAUAGAUAAUAUUCGUUCCCAGCUGCAAAUACAGGGAACGACCAUUUCAAAUAACGGUCAUGUUUCGGGUGUCCAUGUGACCAGUGGAGCUGGAGAUGUAAACAUUACCCAGAGUAACAUAAGCUUUAAUAAAGGCGAUGGAGUGAAUAUCACAUAUUACGGUGGAAACAGGAAUAUUUCCAAGAGUUCUAUCAGUUCGAACCAGGGUUAUGGAUUUGCAGUUUGGCUAAACGAAACAAAGGACAUUGAACGGAAAGAAUUUAUUCCUUUGAAUCAAACCACAACAGUGGAGUACACAGAUGUGUUCAAUAAUUUAGAGACUGGCAUCCAACAUGGUAACUUUUGUGCCCCACUUUGGAUCAAUAUCACAGGAAAUCACUUUAAUUCAAGCAAUCUCGAUGACGUUUACAUUGACAGUUGUUGGUUUCCGUUGAAAAAUCCCAAUGAAGAAGUCCUGAAACUUCAAAUAGGUCAUAAUCUCUUCGAGAAUAGCAAACGAAACUCAAUUCUUUUAAGUCCUGCAUUGAAUUUGAUCGGACGAAUAGAAUACAAUCAAUUUCGAUAUGGAUCCCAUGGAUCAUUGUACAUUCGGAAUCAACCUUGGGAUGAAUUUAAUGAGCUACCUGUCAAAUUGAUAGUUCAGAAUAACUACUUUAUGAGAAAUAAAGGUGUUUACGUGGUUUCUCUGGGACUGUCGCCUUAUAGUGAAAAAGAUGUACAGUUCCUUCUGUUUACACGGAAUUUUGUUCGAGAAAAUAAAAUUCGGGAGCCAUUUGGUCCGGCUUCACUUGACACAGGCGAGAAGAAAUUAAACCCCCGAUCGAGAGUUUCAGCACCAAUUGUCAUCUCAUCGAGUAAUGUUGACGUUUUUCGUAACAUCAUUUCCAAUUAUGAUUCUCAGUAUGAAAUUGGAUCACAACUUUGUGAUCAAAGUCAAAUAAUCAAUGCAACUUAUAACUGGCUUGGUUAUACAGAUGAGUUUAAGAUUUAUGAAAGACUGUUUCAUCGGAAUGACAGAUAUAAUCUGGCAAAGAUUCAAUACCUUCCGUAUUUGUUGCACAAUUCGAAUCCGGGAAGUUCAACUAUCAUAUCGAUACCGACUUUUGUUCAUAAGUUCUUUAAUGAAGGUUCCGAUUUGCUUGGCGGGGAAGUUGAUGGUCAAGAAAUGAUACCUUCGGGAACUUAUAGAGUCAAUAGGGACAUCAAUAUUCGUCCUGGGGGAAAGCUUAUAUUACAGCCAGAUGUGACGUUGAAGUUUGAUCCAAGUGUGGGAAUGAUGGUUGCAGGAAAGCUUGAAGCUAGAGGAAGGAGACCAGAUGAUAUUCUAUUUACACUUAAGCGAGAGACCCUAAUGCCACCAACUACUAACGACACAGUUGAUGUUAAUGGAGAAGACGUAGAGGCAAUAGACAUGGAAACUGAGUCGAUAAUGAGAAAAGAAGACUUGACCGAUGUUCCAGUUCGAUUGCUCGGUGGUUCUGGAGAGCAUGAGGGACGUUUACAGAUCUUCCUCGAUGAUCGAUGGGGAACUGUCUGUGAUUAUGGUUGGAAUAUCAUAAAUGCUGCUUUGGUUUGCCAUCAUCUUGGCUACACACUUAACCCUCUCGAUUGGAGACUGCAUCCAUCACAAAUGCCUGGAGUUGGCACCACUGAAGAUGUUAUUGUAUCGAACGUCCGAUGUACCGAACAUGAUGUAGACAUAACCAAAUGUCGUUCGGAGAGAAUAUCUCGUGGAGAGUUUGAAAACUCUUGUUCACACGACAAUGAUGUUGGAGUACGUUGCCACGAAGGAGGUUGGGCUGGAUUGAGAUUCAGCAUGUUGGCUGAGCGUGCAGAUCUUCAGUAUGUUACUGUUGAAAGAGCUGGAUUGUUUGAUUACAAAACAAAUUCAUUCAAGCCUGCUGUGCAAAUGGAUUUUGCCAGACAUAAUUUGGAAAAUGUUCGAAUUGUCGAUAAUUUGAAUGAUGGUCUUGGAGUGAUCUACUCGGACGUAUUCGGUGGAAAAUCCAUCAAUAAUAUUAAAAAUAGUGAAUUCACUAAUAACAAAGGUGAUGGAAUAAGUCUGAAACAGCUGGGCUUAAGAGUUCAUGGGUCAUUGAUUAAGGACAAUAUUGGUAGUGGAAUUUCACAUAAUCCAGUGAUUUCGGCAGUUGAUCAGAGAGAACUUGGCGGGUGGUUUAAAAUGGCACCGGAUUUCAAUACAUUCGACACUGAUUAUGAACCGGUAUUUUUGCCAAAACAUGAUUUCAAUUUCGACUUGGGAACAUGGCAGACAAAAUACAUAAUAACUGAGAAGCAAUCUGGAGAGAAUUUGAGUAGAAAAAUGGCAAUUCGAUGUCAGCCUGGUUAUGUUAUGGGAAUUCAACUAUUGAAUCCGAUUGAAAAUCGAUCUACCGAACGAAUUACGAUUCUAGACUCUCAGACGGAAAAUGAUCGAUCAAGAUUGUGGGAAGUUAAGAGGGAUUUAAGUGUGUUUCCGGUUACAAGCAGUAGUUAUGGAAUAAUUUUGUACUACGAAAGUGGAAUGAAUGCUCUAGGAGGUGCUGUAAUUAUGCUUUCAACACUUUCAGCACCAGUUCAGGAUGUGAGGAACCGGGUAACUGGAGGUCCUACACCAUCUCUGACUAUAAGAUCCACAAAAAUACAGAAAAAUGCCAGAGCUAUAUCGGCUUUCUACUAUAAUCGAUACUUCGGACAAAAUGGUGAACACUAUCUGAGGAAGGCUAAUGAAUCGAUAAAGAUUUCAAACUCUGAAAUAAGCUCGAACGAUGGUGAAGCUUUACUUGUGAAGGCACCAUUCUGGGAUGUCCACUCCAGCAAUAUCUCCGAGGUUACAAUUCAUAUAAACAACACGUUGAUCUUCCAAAAUGGGCUUGGCAUUCGUCAUGUGUCCAAGGAUCUUCGAUCUUCUAAUAAUCUCUUCCACUAUGCUUUGCAAGAUAACACGAUUGAAUCGAAUUUGCAUGGUGGAUUGGAUAUAUCACUGCCAUACGUCUGGCAGUACAAUGAGAACUUUACCCAUAGCAUCUUUCUUGGAAACAACACCUGGCGAAGGAAUAGGGACUUUACAAUAUCUGUCAAAGGCCACUAUGCCUGGGUAAAUUUAACCUCAAAUUUGUUCCUGGAUAACGAUUGUCGAAAAGGAUUGAUUGCUCUUGAUGGAAUGGAAAAGAAACUUAAGUUCGAUUAUAAUCGAAUGGAAAACAACAAUGGAAAAUUCGUAAUAGAAGUUCGAGCUGACAGUUUGAGUGAGAUCAUUGGAGAAGUUCCAGCUAUCUUCGAGUAUAACACAAUUAAGGAUAACCGAUAUGAUCCGGUAGCAAGUUAUCGCACCUCUAUUAUGAGGUCUCAAAUAAGAACCCUUAAGCAGGAGCAAAGAUCUUUACCCAAGACAGCAGUUAUUCGGUUCGAUGGAGUGCAAAAGGUUAAAAUACACAGAAACUUAAUCGCUCAAAAUACCAUGGAUUUCGACUUGAUAGCUGGUGUAAGAUCAGCCAGACUUAGUAACUUCCUAUAUGCCAUGGAAAAUUGGUGGGGUUCUUCUGAUCCGGCUUAUAUAAGAUCAAGAAUUUUCGACUUUGACAACUGGAAUAAUCAUGCAGAAGUUGUAUUCCAGCCAUAUUUGAUAGAAAAUUCAUUUGAUGCCAGUGUAUCGGUGGAUUCUAGUACUAACCAUGGCAAGGAAUUAAACGCUGAUAUGGUUAAAAUAGGAGGAAGGAUAUCCCGUGAUUUCGUACUGAAAAGACGAGCAGAACCUUAUAAUGUCAUAUCAGAUAUCACUGUCAUGCCAGAUGUUACUUUGACAAUCGAAUUUGGAACAGUUUUGGAAUUUGAACCAAAUGUCGGUAUUCUUGUGUUGGGAACACUAAAUGCCAUUGGGUAUAAGGAUUCUCAGAUUGUUAUGAAACCAAGACCAUCGAAGACCCAUGAAUCCUAUACGAUGCUGAAUAAAAGAUCAUUGGAAAACCUUGUGUCACACGAUUCGAUACGUUUGUGUACUGCGAGAAAUUGCUCGUCAAGAGCUCAUGAAGAUGAAACUUAUUCAGUUCAUGAAGGUUUUCUGGAAUAUUUCAAUCAUACGACUUUACAAUGGGUUCCAAUUUGUGAUAAAAGAUUUACCGAAAGAAAUGCUCAGGUAGUUUGUCGAGAGCUAGGUUAUGAUCCAUUGAAUGUUUACUACGGACAUGAUCGUCGAAUUGAAUUCCAUACCAAUUCCUUAACUCGUAUUUGGUCUUGGGUUCAACCAUUGGAAUGUAAAGGUGACGAAAAUAGACUGGAAGACUGCACGGAGCGACUUAAUGGGCAAUUAUAUGGUAGACUUCAUGAAUGUCAUUGGAAUGAUGAAUUUGUAUUUGUCAGCUGUUAUGGAAAUAUGGAAACUGAUGAUUCGACUUAUUGGGGUGGAAUACGAUUUGCACAUUCAGAUUUUGAGCAAAAUUUGUACGAAAAUCGAGUUCAUGAUAUUAGAACUCAUGGCCUGAUGACGGCAACGGAGAGUCGAAUGGAACAUGUUCGCAUUGAAAAUGCUGGCAUCUUACAUAAUGAGAAGUCAUCAGCUAUUCAAGCGAUCUUCAAAAAUCCCAAGAUCACUUCGGUUAGUAUCUUCAACUCAGCUCAUCAUGGUAUAAAUCUGAUAUCACCUAGUGGAUCGGUAAACUUGAACUUCAUCCACAUCAAUAAUACAUUCGGAAAUGGAUUGAACAUAAUUUCUUUAACUGGCGAAGGUCGGGAAAGUGAUCUUUCCAGUUUUGUUCCUCUAAAGUCGUUGGAUCUUUCAUAUCAUCUUUAUUCCCUUGUUGAUAUCUGUGAUCCGAACAAGGUUAUCACUGUUGAGGAGAGGAUUCUUCUAUAUUACAAGUAUGACAAUAAUCCUGUGAAUUGUGUGAAGAUCUUUAACGCAGUUUAUCGGGCUAAACCAGUGGGAUUCCGUUUGUUACAAUCGAACUUAUUCAAUCAUUCGAAGGAAUAUGGCAGACCAGAUACAAUUCAGCUGUAUGAUGGCGACAUCUACAAUAUUUCAUCUAAGUUCUUGGGACAAAUUGAAGCAGAUUCGUCGAAUCAAAAUUCGUUCUUUAAAACAACUGGUCCAACUUUAAGUAUUCGACUUAUUGCAAGUGGUGCCCCUGAAACACAUGGAUUCAUUGCUGAGGUUGUCACGGUGCCGAUUUCAGCUAUUGGACUAAAUCGAGAUGCACAACAUAACUUGACGUAUUCUCAAAUAAGUGGUACUACCAAGUCUGCAGUAACAUAUGCUUCAGCUGGAGAAGUCUCACCUACAUUUACACUGGCUUCAAAUAAGUUCAAAAAUAACUGCCGACAGUUGUAUGGAAACUUUUCGACUUGUGAGACUGCUCUCAGAGUUGAUGUACAAAAUAUGCAAUCCUUCUUCUUUACGAACAAUUUGGUCCAAGGCAAUCAAGGUGGUUUAUACAUUCGAGCUGAUUCUCGUGGAACAGCAACUUCUUUAAAGGGUUUCAUUCAACAUAAUCUCUUUGUUCGAAAUCAUAAUCGACCUACAUUGCAUAUUGAAGCCCGGCAAUCUUCACCAUACCAGGAAGUUAUACUUUAUAGGAAUUACAUUGCUCAAAAUGAUGCUCGUUAUCAUGAUGUUAUUCGUUUGAGACAGGUUAUUUCAAACUUUACAUACAAUUAUGUACAUAGCAAUACUGGUAGUAGAAUAAUGGAAAUUUCUGGAUUUAAUAAAGUUCGAUUGCCGAUCUAUCAAACAACAGCUCACAAUGGAUUUUAUGAGAAUGUUGCUACCAGUUAUCAAGGACGAGCAACUAUUGUAGCUGGUACAGCUGGCCAGCAGUAUGUUGAUAAUAUAUUCCAAAACUUUGAGAAUGACUACGAGAUGAUAACAGUUAACAAUUCAAACUAUGAUAUGCAGUAUUGGAACAGUACUAUCGAGCUCUGGAAGUCCAAAGUCGAUGCACGACACAACUACUGGAGCUUUAAUGAAUCGAUUUCGGUGGAAUCUCGAAUUCGUGAUAAAUCAGAUGAUCCAUAUUUGCUAGAAGUUGAAGCAGUUCCAUUCCAAAUGAACAAUCAGACAAUUCUUGAUGGAAAAUGCCCACCAGGAUGGACUCUAGUGAUGGAUACAUGUUUCAUUUACAUUGGUGCACCAAUGCCAUUUCGAGAAGCGAGAGAUUUUUGUCGUUCAGAUAAUGCAUCAAUGCCAUUUAUUCGAACGGAUAGUGCAACCUUGUGGUCUUAUCUUCAAAGUCAAAUGCAGCAUUUAAAGUAUCCUGAAAAAGUAUGGAUCCAGGACUACAAUCAUAUUGACAAGUGUACAAGCUUCAUUUUCCGUGACAUAGAAGUUGAGGAAUGCAAUCAGGAAUUAGGUUUCAUUUGUGAAAUAGAUCCAAAGGUUGUUAUUGAUCCUUUAUCCUGGAGAGCCGAUGUGUUCGCAAUCAGCAUUAUAUCUGCAUUUAUUUUAGCGCUAAUAUUGUUAAUCCUUAUGGCAGUUUGUUGGUAUGCCAAAUCAAAACAUAGACAUGUUCAACGCUUACAGAGAAGAAAUAGUAUUCGACAAAGUUUGAGGAGCUUAAACGGCAUUGACCCACAAGGGUCCUUACGGCGACGCAAUUUUAACGUUUCAUCAUCGACGGCAACACUAACGCGAAACUUAGCUCAAGAUUAUAAGAAAAUGGAAUCAAACGGAUCGAUUGAUUCAAUGGACAAAAGUGUGUUAAGUUCCACAGCUAGUUUUGAUACGUACGAAGGACCCAGCGGCAGUGGAAAGGAUUUCUUUAACCAACCCAGUGAAACUCAUAAAAUUCAACCUCAUCAUGCAAAGUAUGGAGAGUAUGCUAAUCAAAGCUCACUAAGAGCUGCACCUACGAUUGGCCAUGCGAAUGAGCCAAGAGUAGCCACUAUUGGUGCUUCAAGAGGGACAAGCAAAGCGAUUUAUGCUCCGAACCCGGAACGUUUCGAGCUCUCCUAUCGCAAUGAAGGCUACAGAGACAAUUCUACUUUUGCGAGUACAAGAAACAACUCGAUUAAUGCUAGUUCAACAGAAGAUACACCCAUUAUUCAUUUGACAGAUACGCCAGAUAUUGACGAUGUCGGAUCAGAUUAUUACGGCAACGCCAGUACUUUACCUUUAAGAACUCACAAUGAGAACUUGGCAUUUUUGAAUGAACUCAAACAUACACUUCCCGAGUAUAAGCCCGGAGAAAAAGAACAAAGUCACAGUAGUUUCCUACCGUACUCUUCCAAUCAAUCACAAUCGAGCACAUUACCGUAUGAGGAAAAAAUAGAUAACUUCAAUUUUACACCUGUCGAUGAUAACAAACCCAGAAAAGACUUUCAAGACCUAGUCAGAGAAAAUGUCCAUCAUGAGAAUCCAGCUGAUAUCCGAAGACCAGAUUCGUAUUAUACUGCUGUUCGGAGUAGCAAGGCACCGCCACAAUUCACUCAACCGUCCUUACAUUCACCGAGAGAGGCCAAUAAACGCCCAAAGACUGUUUAUCAAACUGCCGACCAGGACCAUCAGCCACCGCGCUCUAGUUCCUAUAUGCGAUCCAAAUCGGAGGCAUUGCUCGAAACAAAUUUCGAUGAGGAAGGAUCGAGCAGUCCAAUGAAUCCACUUCAGCCAGAUAGCCGCAGCUACAGUCAACCGCUGGAAACUGCUAUGUAGUUUUUAAAUACGAAGAAAAAAAGUAGUUUUUAAUGAUUUUUUUUUUUGUUUUGUUUUUGUGUAAAUAGACGACAAUCGAACGAAAUUUUUGCGAAGCGAAAUAAUUUAGUAUUAUGAAUAUUUAUAAUGCCACGUUUUUGACAUAUAUAAUUUUUUUUACUAAUUUUUUUUUAACUAAAAUUUAUAAAAUUAAGAAUAGAAUUUAACUGAUGUUUACA
This is a messenger RNA of Episyrphus balteatus (marmalade hoverfly), 10858 nucleotides long. It is a transcript of the gene bark, whose product is annotated as protein bark beetle. Gene Ontology annotation, cellular component: membrane. The transcript is spliced from 12 exons. NCBI's taxonomy places the organism in Eukaryota, Metazoa, Arthropoda, Insecta, Diptera, Syrphidae. The record is from RefSeq and is a predicted model, not a curated record. The coding region runs from base 1368 to 10640 and encodes 3090 amino acids.